Molecule: messenger RNA, 2007 nt
Organism: Paraphaeosphaeria sporulosa
Lineage: Eukaryota; Fungi; Ascomycota; Dothideomycetes; Pleosporales; Didymosphaeriaceae
Product: putative MFS multidrug transporter
Exons: 7
Biological process (GO): transmembrane transport
Molecular function (GO): transmembrane transporter activity
Source: RefSeq, a predicted model, not a curated record
CGUCAAGAUACGCCCAAUCUUUUCUAUCUUUGAUGGAUCUUGUUACUAGGGGGAACAACCACACAAGGCCAGUCUCGGUCUGAGGUACUGUACUAACCAGCACUAUAUACGCCCACGUACGGCGGCUUUGAGUCUGUUUAUCUAGGAUCAGCACUGAAGCCUAGUAUUUGUGUUGUUGGUGUUUAGCAUGGGUGUCAUGGGAGCUGGACGGAAACUCCGUGGGCGACAGUCGCCACCGAGAUGACCGACUAUCGCCGUUCGGAUGCAUGCAGAACAACACCAGGACGAGCCAAUCGGGUCUCAGGGCGUAAGCUAACUUAAGGUCCUCGACUGCCGUACAGAACUCAGCUUUCCACGGUCUCAUUACAGUCACUUCGUUUUGCAGUAAUAUUUGGCGUGAAUAUACUACGUCUUCACGCAGCAAUAGAUUCCGACGAAAGUCUGUCGCACUUACCAGACUACCUCGACAUGGCCACCCAGACAGAAGCUCAAAAUCAGGACAACACUGAGACCUCGCGCACUGCCAGUCAUACAGAUGAGAUGUCGUUUAUCAAAGAUGCAGAACGCCAGUCGAACAAGGGCGGCGAAUGGGAGGAUGCCGUAGAGAAGCCAGUACCAGAGGAUCCCAACGUCGUCAACUGGGAGAAGGAUGAUCCCAACAAGCCAAUGAACUGGCCAUCGUCCAAGAAGAUUGGUGUUGUGGCGGUCGUUGCAUUCAUAACUAUGCUUUCGCCGUUCGCGUCCACCAUGAGUGCCUCCGCUACUCCUCUGAUCAUGAGUGACUUUGGCUCGACUAACCAAACACUUGGCGCAUUUAUCACCUCGGUCUACAUUUUGGGCUAUGCUUUCGGACCACUGGCAUGGGCCCCGCUUUCCGAACUUUACGGCCGCUUGCCAAUUUACAACAUCUGCAACAUUCUGUUCCUGAUUUUCAGUAUUGCAUGCGCCGUAGCCAACAAUCUUGGCGCGUUGAUUGCAUUUCGCUUCUUUGCAGGUAUUGCGGCCAGCUGCGCAAUCACCAUCUCGAGUGGAACAGUGGCAGAUCUGUACCCGGUCGAGAAGAGGGGCAAGGCUAUGGCCAGUAUGGUUUUGGGACCCUUGUUCGGACCAGCGGUUGGGCCUGUUGCGGGUGGAUAUCUCGCGGAAGCCAAAGGCUGGCGAUGGACGUUCUGGCUUAUUACCAUCCUCGCCGGCGCCGCAUGUAUCAUCAGCUUCAUAUUCAACCGCGAGACCUACCCAUACGUUCUCCUAAAGCGGAAAACAGCAAGCCUCCAGCAAGAGACUGGCAAUACUAAGCUACGCUCUGCGCUCGACACCGGCCGAACCCCACGACAGCUUUUCAAAACCUCCAUCGUCCGCCCAAUCCGCAUGCUCUACCUCAGCCCAAUUAUCUUUUUUAUGUCCCUAACUAUGGCUGCGGUCUACGGCUACCUUUACCUCCUCUUAACCACCUACCCCCGCGUCUUCGGCUCACAAUACAACUUCUCCGAGAAAGGUAUCGCCCUCGUGUACCUCGGCGUGGGCGUUGGUUCCCUCAUCGGCCUCUUCAUUACAGGCGCGAUUUCGGACCGUUUGCUGAACCAUCUCGCGAAGCGCUACAAUAAUGGGAAGCCAAAACCGGAAUACAGAUUGCCCGUCAUGAUCAUCGGCUCAAUACUUGUGCCUGUGGGGCUGUUCUUGUAUGGCUGGUCCGCAGAGGAAAAGGUGCAUUGGAUUGUGCCAGUUAUUGGGACAGCAAUUAUCGGCGCCGCGUUGAUGAUUGUUUUCAUGCCCGGUCUUACUUACCUCAUCGACGCAUACACUGUCUACGCGGCGUCCGUGUCCGCAGCCGCCACCGUUUUCCGCUCGCUCCUUGGCGCGCUGCUCCCGCUGGCUGGCAGCGCGAUGUAUGAUGCGCUAGGUGUUGGGUGGGGCACCUCGCUGCUUGGCUUCAUUGCUGUCGCAUGCAUACCUGUGCCCCUACUAUUCUGGAUCUACGGCGAGCGGCUGCGGAACAGCAAGCGGCUU